This is a messenger RNA of Eublepharis macularius, 2645 nucleotides long. It is a transcript of the gene PDLIM3, whose product is annotated as PDZ and LIM domain 3. The transcript has 8 exons. Gene Ontology annotation, biological process: heart development; actin cytoskeleton organization; muscle structure development. Gene Ontology annotation, cellular component: stress fiber; adherens junction; Z disc. The record is from RefSeq and is a predicted model, not a curated record. The coding region runs from base 189 to 1283 and encodes 364 amino acids. Gene Ontology annotation, molecular function: muscle alpha-actinin binding; actin binding. NCBI's taxonomy places the organism in Eukaryota, Metazoa, Chordata, Lepidosauria, Squamata, Eublepharidae.
CGCAGGCAGAAAAGUAAACAUCUUCCAGGCGGGUUGGAGAUUGGGCUGCUCUGGCCUGGAAAGCCCCUGCAGGGCUGACAGGGACCUUUUAGCCUAGCAGCACAGCUGUGAUUUCAACUGCCCUUCAGGAGUUAUAAGGAGGGGGGGGGGGAGACGAACUGUAGAUACUGUCAGGGAAGUGCUGGGAAAUGCCUCAGAACGUUGUCCUCCCCGGACCCGCACCUUGGGGAUUCAGGCUGGCAGGCGGAAUAGAUUUUAACCAGCCGUUAAUCAUAUCCAGGAUUACUCCAGGAAGCAAAGCUUCGCAAGCCAAUUUGUGCCCUGGUGACAUCAUAAUAGCUAUCGAUGGCCAUAGCACAGAGAACAUGACUCACAACGAUGCACAGGAGAGCAUUAAAGCAGCAUCACACCAGCUCUGUCUGAAAAUUGAAAGGGCAGAAACAAAAAUAUGGUCUCCACAAGUAACUGAAGAGGGAAGCCCCCAUCCAUUCAAAGUAAACUUGGAAGCUGAGCCCCAGGACUUGGGCUACUUUGAACACAAGCAUAAUAUUCGGCCCAAACCUUUCAUAGUCUCAGGCCAGAGCAGUGUUUGCAGUACUCCUUCUGGUAUUGACGGCGGCAGUGGACGUAGCACACCCUCUUCAGUUAGCACUGUUAGCACUAUCUGCCCUACCGAGCUGAAAGCAGCCGCUAAGAUGGCCCCCAACAUUCCCUUAGAAAUGGAACUUCCGGGUGUCAGGAUUGUACAUGCUCAGUUUAACACACCUAUGCAGAUGUAUUCAGAUGACAAUAUUAUGGAAACUCUGCAGGGGCAGGUUUCUACAGCACUGGGGGAAGUACCCCCAAUAAGUGACCCAGUACCCACCUCAGUGCCUAAGUCUGAUGUUUAUAAGAUGCUACAUGAUAACCCGGAAGGAUCGAGUCAACCGCGUCAGUCUGGUUCCUUUAAGAUUCUCCAGGAUAUGGUAUCUGAAGAAUCUGAUGGACGGCCAACUGGUACCAGGAGUGUGAGAGCACCAGUAACAAAGCCUUCUACUGGUGCAGGAAGUGUGCCAAAGGUUCCCCUGUGUGACAAGUGUGGAAAUGGAAUUGUUGGCACAGUGGUAAAGGCACGUGAUAAGUACAGGCACCCUGAAUGUUUUGUGUGCUCAGACUGCAACCUCAACUUGAAGCAGAAAGGUUACUUCUUCGUGGAGGGGCAAUUAUACUGUGAAGCCCAUGCACGGGCCCGCAUGAGGCCACCAGAGGGAUAUGAAGCAGUCACUGUUUAUCCCAAGGCUUAACUGUUUGGAGACACACAUACCUGCAUGCAUACAAGCCGUUAUCAGCUUACAGCAGCAAUACGAUCCCUGAUUCCUGCAUAGUGCUUUAUAAGGCCGGGGGGGGGGGCGGGCGGUGAGGGAGAGGGAGAUGAUGAAGCAGAAGGAUUAUGUUUCAAGUAUCCUGUCUCUCUCUCUCUGGAUUAUUAUCAUGACUGCCAAUGUAACCUGAUGGAGUACAAAAUUAAUAUGACAUGCUGUAUUAGAUUAAGAGCCUUUGAAACAGCUGCUAGUUAUAUUGGUGACAGCUAGCUAUCGUAAGAGAACUAUUUCUGUUCGGAUUUCCAAAUUUAGUUUUUGUAUAAGGAUCCAGUCCCAUGCAUUCAGACCUCUGAAGACAAAUCCUUCAGGCUGAAGACAUAUUUAUAUACAGAGUUCACUGCACUAUGAACACACUAUGAGCGGUUUUUAUACCAUCUGUCAACACUGCCCUUCCUCACUCAAAGCAUCUUCCUGGGUGGGUGGGUGUGCACCUGAGAUAUAUCUGGCAACAUGGGCUUUCCUUAGUGGAGAAACAGGAAAUGGCAGGAACGACUAGGCGAGUGGAGUGGAGUUGGACGUAAUUCACUUGCAUGGAUGAGAUGGAGCCCUUCGUUGUAUUAACAUGAAGUGCGGUGAAGAGCUCAGAACAUAUUGUGUGUGUGUCUUCAGUCGCAGACAUCUAUGUCAUUAUUUUUUAAUUACCUUUAUCAUCUAUAUCUAACAACCUCAAUAUUAUGCACACCAGAGAUAGGGUUUCACUUUCCAUAUCUUUUACCUCUCAACUGGUAUGUGUUAAACAUAGAACUAAUAAACCCAAUAUAAUAUUAUUUCAAGGGAAAAAAUCUGCUCUCCCCCGUCUUAAAUAUUUUUCUUCAUUACUGUGAAAUUUUAUUUUCUCUGCCCAUUUUUGCCAUUAUGCUGUCUGACUAAGGAGAAGAAAUAAAGACAUGAAAAUGUCAGGAUACCCACCAAAAUGUGAUUAUUUCCACCCCACUAGGGGCAAGGGCCGUAGAUAAAGGAUGGAGUUGUUUUGGACAGUAGCCCUUCCUGCUUCAGGGCAAACUGUCUUCCCCAAAUGUAGCUAGAGAUCUGUGUACACGUAUCAUGAUGCUUAUCUUCGGACUGGCUUGGUGUGUCUUUUGGUGGAUAUGUACUGCAUCCAAAGCUACUAGCCACACAGAGUUUGACCGGAGCCUUGCUUGUGACAUAGCAUAAAGCCCUAAAGCAUGUUUAAUUUGCUUUUCAGAGCGCAACCAAAAUUGUUUAUGAACAUUUAAAAAAACAACUGUACUUCACCAGGGAUCCUGUGAACAAAUGCAAUUAAAUGACUUUUUAAAAACCCAA